This is a messenger RNA of Mauremys reevesii (Reeves's turtle), 1887 nucleotides long. Its product is annotated as vertebrate ancient opsin-like. NCBI's taxonomy places the organism in Eukaryota, Metazoa, Chordata, Testudines, Geoemydidae. The record is from RefSeq and is a predicted model, not a curated record. The transcript is spliced from 4 exons. The coding region runs from base 15 to 1202 and encodes 395 amino acids. Gene Ontology annotation, biological process: visual perception; G protein-coupled receptor signaling pathway. Gene Ontology annotation, molecular function: G protein-coupled receptor activity. Gene Ontology annotation, cellular component: photoreceptor outer segment; membrane.
AGAGACCUACUGAGAUGACCGUGCCUAACAUCAGCCACAGUUGCAGUGGUGUUAACAGUGUUUGGUGCAGUAGCAGCAGCAACCAGAGACAUGGACAAGAGCAGAAUUUGAGUCCCACCGGCCACCUGAUCACAGCCAUCUGCCUUGGCAUCAUCGGGAGCCUGGGCUUCCUCAAUAAUCUCUUGGUCUUGAUACUUUUCUGCCGGAAUAAAGUGCUACGGUCUCCGAUUAACCUGCUGCUGAUGAACAUCUCUGUGAGCGACAUGAUGGUGUGCAUCAUGGGCACCCCCUUCAGCUUUGCCGCCAGCACAAAGGGACGCUGGCUCAUCGGGCCAGGUGGCUGCAUCUGGUACGGCUUCGUCAAUACCCUCUUUGGUACAGUUUCACUUAUAUCUUUGGCAGUGCUCUCUUAUGAACGCUAUUGUACAAUGAUGGGCUCUACAGAAGCAGAUGCCACAAACUAUAGGAAAAUAUGGAUGGGAAUCUUCUUAUCAUGGAUGUACUCUUUAUUCUGGACCUUACCACCCCUUUUUGGAUGGAGUAGCUAUGGACCGGAAGGACCAGGGACAACAUGUUCAGUAAACUGGCAUUCGAGGGAUGCCAACAAUAUAUCGUAUAUCAUAUGUCUCUUCAUCUUUUGCCUUGUAAUUCCUUUUUUCAUUAUUGUUUACUCUUAUGGGAAGCUGCUAUGUGCUAUAAAGCAGGUGAGUGGUGUUACUAAAGGAAUGGGCCGGACAAGAGAGCAACGUGUACUUAUCAUGGUGAUUGUGAUGGUAAUUUGUUUUCUUCUUUGCUGGCUGCCAUAUGGGAUCAUGGCCCUGAUAGCUACUUUUGGAAAACCUGGCCUAAUUACGCCAUCCGCCAGCAUCAUUCCGUCAGUCCUUGCAAAAAGUAGUACAGUCUACAAUCCAGUCAUCUACAUAUUUUUGAACAAACAAUUUUACAGGUGCUUUUGUGCACUUCUGAAAUGUGAUAAAACAUCUGCUACCACCAGCAACAAGUUUUCUUCAAAGACCACCCGAGUGUGCCGCACUACACCAAGGGUACAGGACAACAACUUCACCUUUGUUGCUGCAUCUGCAGGACCGCCAUCCUCGGAACGGCAGGAGGCCACUGUUAGCUUGCAGAAUCCAGAGCCAACCACAGACAAUGGCCGAGGGGCAAAACGAGAAGUGCUGCUUGUAGCUCACUAUAGCGCUUAAUCAAUGCGAACACUGACUUAUGCUAUGUGAUUUGGGGGUGUUGGUGGACAGGAGAAACACCUGUCAACUGGUUUUGUGAGUUUGCCUACCACUUAAAGUGAUGUAUGUUCAAUCCACCAACAAGCUGUUGCUGUCAUUCCUGAAGAUCCUGGUAAAUGGCAUUUCAGAACCUUUGGGGUUUUUUAAUUAAUUAAAACAAGGGUCUCCUCUUAAAAAGUUGGGGGAGGUGGGUAAGUUAAAAAACCCACAACACAAACACAUUCUAAAGAUUUUCCUUAUGCUAUAAAGACGUCUGAUGCCUCUUAUUAUACCCAUUGUAAGUGUCAGGUGUUCCAUCCUGGAAUUUGUCAGGAUAUUUCGUCACUGAAUAGAAACCCAGCAAAUGAGUAACUUAUUCUCCACUGGCAUGCAACAUCAGCAGUAUUCCACAGCAUAUCCUUUUCUCAAAUUAUGUAAGUAUGUGCUUUGGAUUAUACAUAUCUUAAACUCAUUUAACUCUUCAGUACAAGCCUGCAUACAUUAUAAUAUUUUUUUAAUAUCUUGAGCCACUCAGAAAUUAAGCUAUACGUAUUGGACAUUUGCCAAGGUUAAUUCUUGCUAGAUAAACUAUUCAAAAAACAAUACACAUUUUUAGGAUUCUUGAAGGAUUCUGAUUUUGGGAGAAGAGGGGAAGUUAAGCUAUAGU